Molecule: messenger RNA, 1010 nt
Organism: Ahaetulla prasina
Lineage: Eukaryota; Metazoa; Chordata; Lepidosauria; Squamata; Colubridae
Product: lipocalin-like
Exons: 6
Coding region: 166-708 (180 amino acids)
Molecular function (GO): small molecule binding
Source: RefSeq, a predicted model, not a curated record
CCUUUGUGCUGACACCCCAUUCAGGGUGACCCAGCACUUCAGGGAGGAUGCCGCCGGCCAUUGGGAGUGGAAGUGACGUCCGAGCGCUAUAAAAGCCACUGACCUUGGGGAACCAGCUUCUCCAAGGGUCUUCUUAGCUGAGCAGGGACCAAGCACCUGGGCAGGAUGAGACUACUUUGGCUGUCUGCCAUGGGGCUUGCCUUUCUCUGCCUUCCCGCUGCCGCCUCUGAUGAGGUCAAGCAAUGCAGUCGUGAGCAGCUUCUAGGGAAUUGGUACGUCCAUGGCAUAGCAUCCAACUGUGAAUGGAUGGUGCAGUUUGCGGCUAAGGAGAUGAUGAGCUGCAACAUAACCAGCCAGGAGGAGGGAAGCUUCACGAUCGCCACCAACUUCAUGACGGACUAUGGGCCCAUGGAUGUGGAGAUGACCUACACGAAACAGAAGGACGGGACAUACUUGUACAAAAGCGCAUGGGGUGACAAAAUCUUAGACAAGAGGAAGACGGAUUGCAAGACCUACGCCAUCACCAGUAUCAGAGACCUGGAUGAGAACAAUGGCAAAUUCUGCACGUUUGUGUCACUCUAUGGCAGGGAGAUGUCUGUGCCCCAAUCCCUGAAGCAGUCCUUCAUAGACUUUGCUAUGGACCUGCAGAUAGACAGAGAGCAGAUAUUCCUCUUGGCCAGGAAAGAUGCCGCUACAAAAUCCGCCUAGCCAAGUCCGACGGGGAAGACCUUAAUUCCAGAGGGACUGUUUCCAGGGUGAGCACCCUGGCUGGGGACGCCACUGUCCUCGCCCCAGAUCUGGAUCCCUUUGUCAGUGCGUGGCAAUAACAGAUGGGGGGCUGGGACACCCAGAAGACCCCUCCAGAGGGGCUCCCUCUCGGCUCCUGUGCUGCUUUCCCCGGAACGACCAGCGCAGAAGCACCAGAAACUCCACUGCAACAGCCACUCUGUGCAAUUUUGUCUUCGCUAAAACAUAAACAUCCCUGAUGCUCUCUAAAUAAAUAGAUUCAG